AUGGCCUCCCAAAGUCCUCAGAAAAUCACAAUUGACACCAAAUCCUGCGGUCCCCUUACUGCAUACCUUCACGGAGGUCGUGUAGGAAAGGACGUUGCUGUUCUAACUCUUCAUGAUCUCGGAUGUAACUUUAAAGAAUUUUACGACUUUGCUAACCAUGACCACAUGAUCCAGCUCACCCAACGAAUAUUCUGGAUACACAUUGAAGUUCCCGGCCAGGGUGAUAAUGAACCCGAUCUUCCCUCUGAUUGGAAAUUUCCAACCAUGCAGAAGAUCGCUGAAGGCAUUGCUGAACUCUGCGACAGUUUGGAAUUGAAACAUUUUGUUGUUAUUGGUGAUGGUGCCGGCGCAAACAUUCUUGCUCGUGUUGCUAUGCUUCGUACAGAUAUUUGCCUUGGUGCAAUUCUUAUCCACUGUACAGGAACAACUGCCGGUUUCAUGGAAUCAUUUCGUGAUCGCAUGAACUCAUGGAAACUUAAAUCAAUUGGUAUGAAUCCAAGUGUUGAAAACUACCUUAUGCUCCAUCGUUUUGGCAUUUUCAUUAAUGCUACAACUGAGGCUGAGCUCCGCACAGCUAUCAGUAAUUUCCUUCAAAAUCUUCGUGAAAAGAUCAAUCCCAAGAAUCUGAACAAAUUUAUUCAGGCGUUCAUGGUGUGCCCUGUUCUAUUCAUCACUGGCUCAGUGGCAUCUUUCAAUCACACCGUCUACACUCUUUACAAUGCUCUGAUGCAUUCCUUGAAAGAUGAACCUUCUCGAAAAGCUGACGUUGAAAUUCUUGAGAUUGACGGAGUCGCCAACGUCAUGCGUGAGAGGCCCGAGAAGGUGGCUGAGUCGGUUCAAAACUUUAUGCAAGGUUUGGGCAUCGCUGGUGGAGUUGUGAAUAGACGCCUUAGCUCAACUGGAAGUGUACCAAAGAACCGCAAUCGUUCAGCUUCUAUGGAUGAGUAUGAUCAACCAAUUGGAGUUAAGAACCUCAUUUAUGACAACUCACGUCGCUACUCCAAGGCGACCGAUUUUCCGGGAAGCAUCUCGGAAACAGGAGAAAACUGA
This is a messenger RNA of Rodentolepis nana, 1050 nucleotides long. NCBI's taxonomy places the organism in Eukaryota, Metazoa, Platyhelminthes, Cestoda, Cyclophyllidea, Hymenolepididae. The record is from the annotation of a GenBank genome assembly.